Molecule: messenger RNA, 2032 nt
Organism: Drosophila hydei
Lineage: Eukaryota; Metazoa; Arthropoda; Insecta; Diptera; Drosophilidae
Product: bicaudal D-related protein homolog
Exons: 6
Coding region: 89-1909 (606 amino acids)
Source: RefSeq, a predicted model, not a curated record
CGCAUUUUUGUGUUAUGUUUGUGUGUGUUUUGUUUGUUGUUCGUAAUACCACCCAACCACCACCACUUACCGCCUGCCGUUAACGAUCAUGCAUAGACCAAAGCUAGCAAAUCCUAUAACUGCUGCCGGUAUUGCCUCAUCCAUAUCAAACAACAACAACAACAAAUCAAAACGUGCACGUCAAUUCAGCAAGCCCACAACGGCCGGCACAGCAGCAGUGGCAACAGCUAAAGAUUCUGCAGUCGAUUUGUCAUCGCCACUCUACGAUAACCAUUCGCACUCCUCACUAAUUGACGCUUCAAUUGAUUUAGAACAUUACAUCAGCGCCAUGGAGGCACGACGCAAUGACAACGAGCCGGAUGUGUGGGCUCAAUUACAGCAAAAGGAAUCGGAUAUACUAUUAGCAGCGGAGCUAGGGAAAGCGUUGCUAGAAAAGAACGAGGAGCUGGUCAAACAGCAGGAGAAAUUAAUUGAGGAUUAUUCAGGCAAAAUUGAGAAACUUGAGCAGGAGAAGCAUGUGCUGCGCCAGAAGCUGGCCAUAGCGGAGGAUGAGAGCGACCAACGUGUGCUCGAGCUGCAGUCAGAUCUCAACGAGCUAAAGGACAAGCUGCAAACACAGGAUGUGGCCAUCAGGCAGGCGGAAAAGGAAAAGACCAUACUCAUCGAUGAGCUGCAGCAUCAGAAUACACGCUUAACAGAACAGAUUCAGGAAGCACACGCCACCGAAAUGAAGCUCAGCGCACAGAUACAGGAGCUCAAGGACCAAUAUCACUACAGGAACAGCAGCCUACAAGAGCACGUCAACAGCCUGGAGUCCAUUAAAACCGAACUAAACCUCACCACGGGCAAACGCCAAGAGCUGGAGCGUCGCUUGCAGCACGCCCAGGAGGAGAAGGAAAGCCUCACCUCAUCGCUGGAGGAGGCUUCGGACCGAAUUCACAUGCUGGAGCGUCAUGCCCGCGAGCAGGAAACAAAAUUAGAGACCACCUUACAAGCACUGGAACGCUCUCAGCGUGAGAACAAUGUGCUUAGCGAGCGCUUGGGCGCGGACGCCAACUCUAGUACUCCGGGCAAAAAGAGUCUGCAAUUCGAAAUGGAAUGUGAUGAGGACGAGGCCAGCUUCUCGGAAUCGGGCAAGCCGAGCCAAAUGUGGAUUGAGGCGCGUUCUGUUUACAUACAACUGAAAUCCCUUGUAGACUCGCUCAAGGUGGGUCACGAUGAUGACUCAGGUCUGAAUUCUGAUAUAUCGUUGGAUCUGGAGUCGAUGGACAAUACGAUGUCCAGCACAGAGCGCAAUGAUAGCGAUCAUAUGGCCAUUGAGUUCCGGCAAGGCAUGCUGUCAGCCAUGUCGGAUGAGCUGACGCGAUUGCUUCUCAACUUGGAUGCGGGCAACUUUAAGAAAAUGCUGGACCAAACGCGCAAUCUAGUGCUGGAACAGGAGGAUGAGAUCAAGCGCAGCCAUCAGCUAAUACAGCAGCUGGAGGCCAAGGUCACGGUGACGGAUGUGGAGCUGCAAAAUGUGAAAGAAGAGCGAGAUCAAGCACGUGGAGAUCUCGUCGAUAACACCGAUCGCGAUGAGCUGCUGGCCAAGGCGCAAAAGGAACGCGAUGCGGCCAACGAACGUCGCACAAAGGCCGAGGUGGAGCUGGCCAAGACGCGCGUCGAGCUGAUGCAGGCCAAUAGCCAGCUGCUGGAGUCUAUUCAGCAGAAGGUGGAGCUAUCGCAGCAGCUAGAGCAAUGGCAAAUGGAUAUGCAGGAGCUGAUCGAUGAGCAAAUGCGAUCCAAACUAAUCAACAACCGUCGCAAUGCCCCAUCCGCCGAGACAACGACGGCGGCGCCCAGCAGCGCGGCAGCCCAGUUGGCCAAGCGGGUCUCCAGCUACAAACUCUGGAGCUUAUUUCAGCGCUAAGUGGACAAAUUUAACAAUACGCUGGAAGAUCUAUGCAACUCUUAUAUUCUUAAUGUAGGAAGGAUCAACUACACAUAUAUUUUUAAUAUUUAUACACAAAAGAGAGCCUAGGCAUAUAUAUAU